UAACCCGUGCGCCAAGGCUACAAUUUUAAGCAUCCGGCUAUAUCUGUGCAAUAUGCAGAGGCUUUACGCUACCCUUACUACCGCUUAGUAAGGAGAAGGCGCAUGCGCACUGACAGCAAGCAGCCGGUCUGAAAAGUCCUGUGCUAACGGUAACGGAUGUAAUCAAGGCAACGAAUUCCCUCAAUCUCUGGCAUCCAUGGUGAUAUUCCCAUGGGAUCGCAGCGCAUGGAGAUGCGGAAGCGUCAGACGACGGGGCAGCAGGAAGCAUCGAGCGCCGCACAGGCCCCGCCCGACGCGGCGAACCGAGGACCCAACGCCUGCUGCUUCUGCUGGUGCUGCUGCUGUAGCUGCUCCUGUCUCACUGCUAGGAAUGAAGAGGGGAACGAGAGGAACCGCAGGGCCUCCUACGAGGCCAAGACCGAGGGAACCACGGACUGUGACCAGAGACCCCUGCCCACGCUGGAGGAGGUCCGCUGCUGGGGCCAGUCCUUCGACAAGCUGAUGAAGUGUCCGGCUGGGCGGGACGCCUUUCAGGAGUUCCUCCAGACCGAGUUCAGCGAGGAGAACAUGCUCUUCUGGUUGGCCUGCGAGGACCUUCGCAAGGAGACCAACAAGAGCACCAUGGAGGAAAAAGCCAGGCUGAUCUACGAGGACUACGUCUCCAUCCUCUCGCCCAAGGAGGUGAGUCUGGACUCGCGGGUGCGUGAGGUGAUCAACCGGAACAUGCUGGAGCCGACGGCACAUGCUUUCGACGACGCACAGCUCCAGAUCUACACCCUGAUGCAAAGAGACUCGUACCCCCGCUACGUCAACUCCGCCGCCUACAAAACCCUCCUGAAGACUGUUUCAGAGGAGAACCCCGAGGCAUAGCUCCUGUACACGCUCCCCCCCUCCCACCACCACCACAC
Molecule: messenger RNA, 908 nt
Organism: Megalops cyprinoides (Indo-Pacific tarpon)
Lineage: Eukaryota; Metazoa; Chordata; Actinopteri; Elopiformes; Megalopidae
Gene: rgs20
Product: regulator of G protein signaling 20
Exons: 5
Coding region: 211-870 (219 amino acids)
Source: RefSeq, a predicted model, not a curated record